AUGAGUAGGCGUGUCCGUGGUGUUCAUUGUCAUGGUGCUCAUGAUGACCAUGGCUUUCCACAUGGUGUGUCUCGUGGUGUCCAUGGUUAUGUUCCUCGUGGUGGCCUUGGUGAUGAUCGAGGUGAUAUUCCUGAUGGGGAGCGGGAGUAUGCUUGUCUUCGUGGGUUUGAUGAAGUACGAUGCUCUGAGACGAGUAAGCGUGACCGUGAUCUUGGCCGUGGUGGUGAUUUUGAGCAGCGACGGCUACAACCGCAACAGCGGCGAUGA
Messenger RNA from Arctia plantaginis, 267 nucleotides. The record is from the annotation of a GenBank genome assembly. NCBI's taxonomy places the organism in Eukaryota, Metazoa, Arthropoda, Insecta, Lepidoptera, Erebidae.